GAAAAAAAUUAAAAAGAUAAAAAAAAAACUAUUGCCUUGUUUUAUUUUUUAUUCAGUGGCAGAAACGGUCUUCCAUAAACCAAAGCAAGCUUUCGUACAUGACAUUUUCCGUGAACUAGCACCCCCUAGCGUCCCACUAAAACUUAAACUCUCGUUGGGUUAAAGUACAAUAAAGAGGAGACGAGAAAUAAUUGUAAUGUAACAUUAUAUAUAAUAGAGCCCAGGCAGCGCACACAGAUAUGAGCCUCACAGAAGUGGAAGGGCUGUGUCCCAUUGCUCAGCGAUCACUUACACCAGCUAGAGAUCAGAUCCUGACCCAGCCUGACGAAGAUCCGCUCAGCUGCUGCCAGUUCUUCUCCUUUAUUUCUUCACGGCGUCUGCGCGUAACUACGCUCCUAAAAGGACUCGCUGGAGUGAAUAAAUCGACGAAUAUCCAGUGUGACGUCUCCACAUGCCGCUCUACCGGAAUGACGGCUUAUGGUUACUAGGAUGCAGCUUUCUGGAAGACGAUGCCUCAGAAAAGUGCAGGCACUGAACUGAAAGAACUGCGUGUUUGGAGCUCAUGAAGAAUAUUUGAACAGUGAAAUAAUGAUCACAGCCACAGAGGAAGUACUGUUAUUCUGUAACAUACACGUUUUGGAACUGUAAUUGAGUCUUUCUUCAGUAUGUAACUCUUCAUGCUCUCUGGGAGAUGGAUAAGUAUGAGAAACUGGCUAAGAUCGGCGAGGGCUCGUAUGGAGUGGUGUUCAAAUGCAGACACAAGGACACCGGUCAGAUAGUGGCCAUUAAAAAAUUUGUUGAGUCUGAGGAUGACCCGGUUAUCAAGAAGAUCGCACUGAGAGAAAUCCGCAUGCUGAAGCUGAAGCAUGUGAAUCUGGUGAACUUGCUUGAGGUCUUCAGGAGAAAGAGACGUCUUCAUCUGGUCUUUGAGUUCUGUGAGCAAACUGUUCUAAAUGAGCUGGACAAACAUCCCAGAGGGGUUCCUGAGGCACAACUCAAGAGUAUUGUGUGGCAAACUCUACAGGCCGUCAACUUCUGUCACAAACACAAUUGUAUCCACCGGGACGUCAAACCAGAGAACAUUCUUCUGACCAAGACCGGUGUGAUCAAACUAUGUGAUUUUGGCUUUGCUCGCAUCCUCACUGGUCCAGGUGAUGAUUAUACCGAUUAUGUGGCAACACGAUGGUACCGGGCCCCAGAGCUCUUGGUUGGAGAUACUCAGUACGGUCCCCCAGUGGAUGUCUGGGCCCUCGGUUGUGUCUUUGCCGAGCUGCUUUCUGGAAAUCCUCUUUGGCCGGGACGUUCUGACGUGGAUCAGCUGCACCUCAUACGAAAAACACUGGGUGACUUGAUCCCACGGCAUCAGCAGGUGUUCCACUCCAAUGUCUUCUUUAGUGGAGUCAGCAUCCCUGAGCCUGAUACCAUGGAGCCGCUAGAGAAGAGGUUCCAUGGUGCUUCUCCUCAUGCUAUUACUGUGAUGAAGUCCUGCCUAGUAAUGGAUCCAUCUGGCAGGUUGUCAUGUGAAGAGCUUUUAGAGCUGCCAUACUUUCAGGAGGAUGGGGGAACGGGAUGGGGCAGAGAAACUGAUCGUCUCCCAAGAAGAUAUGAGAAAGGCACGAGACGCAGAGCUCCCGCGCCUCAAUACUUUCCUCAGCUGACCAAUAGUAACAUCUCACCAGCACCUGAAAUGAAGAAUAAAAACAGACACAAACAUGACAAUCAUCUACCCAACAUCUGACCUUGGGACUGGUGCAAAUGUGUUUGGUAGGGCAAACAUGUUUUCUGUUGAUGCUUUUAUUGCAAGCAAACAACAGACGAUAGCAGAAAUGUUUUUAGAUAGAAGUACUGACACUGUAAUAUUAUUAAUAUUACCGAAACAUAGCUAUUUUAACAAUUAAAGGGUUAGCUCACCCAAAAUUUUAACUCAUCCCCGAGGCAUCCUAGGUGUACAUGAUAUUCUUCUUUCAUAUGAAUCCAG
Messenger RNA from Carassius gibelio (silver crucian carp), 1978 nucleotides. Its product is annotated as cyclin-dependent kinase-like 1. The transcript is spliced from 10 exons. NCBI's taxonomy places the organism in Eukaryota, Metazoa, Chordata, Actinopteri, Cypriniformes, Cyprinidae. Gene Ontology annotation, biological process: protein phosphorylation. The coding region runs from base 692 to 1738 and encodes 348 amino acids. Gene Ontology annotation, molecular function: ATP binding; cyclin-dependent protein serine/threonine kinase activity. The record is from RefSeq and is a predicted model, not a curated record. Gene Ontology annotation, cellular component: nucleus.